AAUAAUUCUCAUUUCCGAUUCUGCUUUGGAUGUUCCUCCUGGAUAGAUCGCUAUUAAAUCGAGCGCCAUUCACGCAGAACUUGCUUGAAUACAGAUGAUAAUCUGAACAGAGGCUUCACGCAAGCAGCAGUGUGGAGAUGGAAGCGUCCACCAACGGCUCCAGUUUUGGAAUCGACUCCCUGCUAUCCCACAGGCCCGGAAGCCCAGUCAUCGCGAAGGGGGACAGUUUGGUUGGAGAAUGCCGGUCCCCGCUGGAGUUCAGCCCCAGGUCAGACUUAGAGAGCGGUUGUUCUACUCCUCCGUCCCCGCGGCGGGAGUGCGGUGAGGAUGCGGCGCAGAGACAGGGUCACCUGCUCGGGCUCGCGUCCCAUUUGCAGCUCGGGCCGAUCUCCGUUGGAUCGCAACCUCGGACUGUCACUUCAUCCUUCUUAAUAAGAGAUAUUCUGGCUGACUGUAAACCCUUAGCGGCGUGUGCUCCUUACUCCAGUAACGGCCAGCCGACUCAGGAGGCAGGGAGACUGGCAUCUAAAAUCGCAGAAGACUUAAUUGAAAAGAUCCACAGUAACUCAUCGUCAGACAGUGAAUACAAAGUGAAAGAGGAGGGCGAGAGGGAAGAAGCCACGGAAAGCGCGGACCGCCUUCACUGA
This is a messenger RNA of Sinocyclocheilus anshuiensis, 647 nucleotides long. Its product is annotated as barH-like 1 homeobox protein. Bases 138 to 647 code for a protein of 169 amino acids. NCBI's taxonomy places the organism in Eukaryota, Metazoa, Chordata, Actinopteri, Cypriniformes, Cyprinidae. The transcript has 2 exons. The record is from RefSeq and is a predicted model, not a curated record.